AUGCCGGCCACCUCCACUUUAGCAAUUGGGGCUGCUAUCAAGGACACCAACCAAUUUGGUGACAGCAAUGUAGACAGGAACGGUCGUAGGCAAAGGGGAGAAGAUGCCUCAACACUGCACGGCCAGUCUGUCGUCGGCGCCCAGACUGAUAUUGAAGCGGCGAUUCGUACAAUUCUCUCGCACAUUGGCGAGGACCCAGAUCGCGAGGGUCUGCAAAAGACGCCCGCACGAUACGCCAAAGCCCUUCUCCAUCUUACCAAAGGGUACACCGAGAGGGUCCAAGACGUGGUCAAUGACGCCAUCUUCACUGUCGACAACAAGGAUUUCGUCAUUGUACGCGAUAUCGAUAUUUCUAACUACAAAUCCAAGAACGGCUCACUAGUCAAGUUGCCACAGCAAUAG
Messenger RNA from Pestalotiopsis fici W106-1, 402 nucleotides. RefSeq lists its product as uncharacterized. Gene Ontology annotation, cellular component: cytoplasm. NCBI's taxonomy places the organism in Eukaryota, Fungi, Ascomycota, Sordariomycetes, Amphisphaeriales, Sporocadaceae. The transcript is spliced from 3 exons. Gene Ontology annotation, molecular function: GTP cyclohydrolase I activity; zinc ion binding; GTP binding. Gene Ontology annotation, biological process: tetrahydrofolate biosynthetic process; tetrahydrobiopterin biosynthetic process. The record is from RefSeq and is a predicted model, not a curated record. The coding region runs from base 1 to 402 and encodes 133 amino acids.